UUUUUAAUUAAUUAUUUGAAUAAUUAUUUGCAUUUAAUUUAACAAUAUUUUAUUAAGAUAAAUACACACUAUUUACCUGUGCUAGUUUUUAAUAGUAUUACAGGCGUUUUAUUAGAUAAAAUUAUAAUUGUUAAAAAUGUCUUUUUAAAAUUUGUUAGAAAUAUUACUCAAGUAAUUUUGUAUUUGUCAUUUCUCUUUUUUAAACUUAUGUUUUUAUUCUUUGUAUAAGUUAGUUACAAGUGUAUAAGUAGUUUACAGUUCGUCGUUUCAAAGUUGAUCAUGCCACGGUUAAAGAAAAGAUCACUUGAGACAAAAGCAAGAAUAUCGCGAAUGAAGCGGGCUGAAAAACGACGAGAACAAAUAUUGUAUCUUAAGACACAAGCGGAAGAGAUGGAAAUUUUAUGUCGUGGUAUAAGGAGUGAAGGUGCUUUAGUUCCUCCUAUAAGACAAACUGCAUCAAUUUUCAAACAACCGGUUACUGUACAUAAAAACCAAGAAGGCAAAGUUAAAUCAGAUUUUAAACAUGGACGUCAAGAAAAACCAAGACAAGUUUUCUGGGAAAAAAGGUUGGAAGGAAUAAGAGCCUCAGAAAAAGAUGGUUAUGAAUUAGGUACAAAAUGGACUGGAUUAUUAAGACCAGCUGGACCACAUGUUACAGAUGAAACUUUAUUACAAAGUGUUGCUACCGCCUUGCAUGUUUGUGCCAUGCCAGUUACUGGUCAACCACCAUUGAGAUCUCAAUAUGACAAAGAAAUUGUGUAUAGAAUUCCAGAUCAACCUCUUGUACAAGAAGUGAAUGUUACUAUAGAGGAUAUUAAAAGUCAAGAAGAAAGAGUCAUUACAGCAAGAAAACGUCUUCAAGAGGUCAUGGGGAAAAUCAAAUGAAUAUACAAUAUCUAAAAUUAAAGAAAUUGCACUUUUAAAAUUUAAUUUUUAUAUAGUAAAAUGUAAUGGAUUGACAAUUGUAAACAUUUAUAUGUUAAUAAUUUUUUUUUAUCUCUAGUAAUUUUUGAUUUAAAAAUUAUUUACCUGUAAAAAAUUUGCUUUUAUAAGUCAACAAUAAUACUCUCAGUAAAAAACAUCUCAUAAGCUCCAUUAAAAAUUUAUUAAU
Molecule: messenger RNA, 1111 nt
Organism: Daktulosphaira vitifoliae (grape phylloxera)
Lineage: Eukaryota; Metazoa; Arthropoda; Insecta; Hemiptera; Phylloxeridae
Gene: MBD-like
Product: methyl-CpG-binding domain protein 2
Exons: 4
Coding region: 280-885 (201 amino acids)
Source: RefSeq, a predicted model, not a curated record